CCAGAUUCUCAAUCGCCUUAAGGGAAAUUGGGAUGUAUAAAGAAACUCUUCAGUCCCAGGUAGAGCAUGUGCUAAAUGACCGGCUCCAACAGUUUGUCAACGUCUACCUUCACGAUGUAAAGGAAGCCCGAAAGCGUUUUGACAAGGCUUCAUUUACGCACGAUCAGGCACGCGAGAAGUUUCUGUCAUUGAGGAAGAGCACUAGGCUGGAUGUUGCCGCCGUUAUUGAGCAGGAAAUGAACAAUGCAAGGUCCUCAUUCGAUGAAGCGCGUUUUAAUCUGGUCAGUGCGCUCUCCGACAUUGAGGCCAAAAAGAGGUUUGAAUUUUUGGAGGCUGUCAGCGGAAUGAUGGAUGCUCAUCUUCGUUAUUUUAAACAGGGCUAUGAGCUGCUACACCAAAUGGAACCCUACAUUAAUCAGAUUUUGAGUCAUGCUCAACAGUCGAGAGAAAGCUCCAACCAUGAGCAGGUAUCUUUAAUAGUAAGGAUGCUAGAGUACAAAAAGCAAUCCGAUACUGAAAGUAGAGAAACAAUAAAUGGCUCUCAUGUUUCUACGAAUGGAGACAGCAUGCAGCCUUUCGCUUGGCGAUCACACAAGGAGAUACAGGCCGUGAUGCAAUCCACUGCAAAGGGAAAGGUACAAACCAUUCGGCAAGGCUAUCUUUCAAAGCGCUCCUCCAACUUGCGGGGUGAUUGGAAGAGAAGAUUUUUUGUUCUUGAUAGUAGAGGGAUGUUGUACUACUACCGCAAGGCGUGGGGCUGGCCUUCUUCUGGAACUCAGUCUUCUCCACAGAAAAAAGGUUCCUUUGAGAAUGGUCAUGGGAUACUUGGCCGGUUGCUUUCUUCUCAUCAUCAUGGUAGUGGACAUGAUGAAAGAUCCAUUGCACAUCACACCGUAAACUUGCUGACAUCAACGAUAAAGGUUGACGCAGAUCAAACGGAUUUAAGAUUCUGCUUCAGGAUUAUUUCGCCGACCAAAACCUAUACAUUGCAGGCAGAGAAUGCAGUUGACCAGAUGGAUUGGAUUAAAAAAAUAACCGGAGCAAUCGCUUCGUUGUUGAAUUUCCAGGGACCUGAGAUGGUAAAUAAUCUCUCGGCUGGUUCCAUGAGAAGCGGUGACCAAUUCUCAGUGAGCAAGAGAAAUUUAUUCAAAACUUCACUCGACAUUGAUCAGAAAGCUGCUCCUCAAGACCAUUCGUCGAAGACCUAUACCGCUACUAAUUAUUUAAGGGCUUCGAGAAGUUUUCACUGGCGUGCAGAUAGUAGGAACAGUGAGAAGCCAGUUGACAUACUAAGAAGAGUGUGUGGGAAUGAAAAAUGCGCCGAUUGUGGCGCACCUGAGCCAGACUGGGCAUCCUUGAACCUUGGAAUUCUAAUUUGCAUCGAAUGUUCGGGUGUUCAUCGUAAUCUCGGUGUUCAUAUAUCAAAAGUUAGAUCAUUGACUCUUGAUGUGAAAGUGUGGGAAAAUUCUGUAAUAGCCUUCUUUGAAUCAAUGGGAAACAUGUACACAAACUCGAUUUGGGAGGAGCUGUUGUAUUCAAAAAGCACCUUUCACGCUGAUGACAUGAUCACAGGCUCCGCCAAGUCCGACAGGAACAAGCUGUUCUAUAUGAGAAAGCCCUGUCAUGAUGAUCUCAUUUCAGUAAAGGAGAAAUUCAUUCAUGCCAAGUACUCCGAAAAAGCUUUCGUUCGCGAUAUGAGAGACAACUAUAAUCUCCAUCUAGUACAGCAACAGGCGUGGAAAGGUGUCUUUGUUAAUGACAAGAAAGCCGUUUACCGGUGCAUCAUUAGCUCCGAAGUAGACGUGAAUUGUACAUCCAGUGGACAAGCAUUUGAGAGUACAUCCUUGAAGCCUGCAAAAAUUAGACAGUUUUGGUUGAGCAAGAAAGUUUUGGAGUCACCAACUAAUUUUACUUUUGCAGGUAAUUCUAGAGAGAAGCAUUCCUCAAGUUACAUUAGUCCAUUUGAUAAGAAUGAAGAUCAGCUUAUAGAGGACUUUCCCGGAGGCUGUUCGUUACUCCACCUAGCCUGCAUAACCGCCGAUGUUGGCAUGGUAGAACUGAUCUUGCAAUAUGGUGCAAACAUAAAUGUUUCUGAUGCAAAAGGUCAGACCCCACUCCAUUAUUGCGCCAUGAGGGGAAAAUCUGGAAUUGCCAAAAUGCUUAUAAUGAGGGGUGCUAAUGUGAAAGCCAUUGACAGAGAGGGUAACACCCCUCUCAAGCUCGUCUCAGGAUCGGCCCUGAACGACACCGAGUUGCUGGCUCUUUUAGUUGACACGGAAAGAUGACACUGUGAUGAAAAAGGACUACAAACAAUGUAUACAAAGAUGGGAAACACAACAUAAUCUUGGCUGUGAGCAAGUGUAAUAUCAAUUUUGUAAUAUCAGUAUUAGGCUUAGUUUGGGAUUCCUGUGCUUUUUGAAGAAGUUCUACUUUUACUUAUAGCGAAAGAAGUAGAAGCAUGAGUCAGGAGUUGGGAUUCAAAAAAUCUAGCUUCUCAAAAACUAGUUAUGAGGCUUCUAAAAGCAAUACCAAAUUAGCCCUUGGGCUUUGUAUGAUUGAUAUAAGGCUAUUUG
Morus notabilis is the source of this 2573-nucleotide messenger RNA. RefSeq names its product ADP-ribosylation factor GTPase-activating protein AGD3. NCBI's taxonomy places the organism in Eukaryota, Viridiplantae, Streptophyta, Magnoliopsida, Rosales, Moraceae. Gene Ontology annotation, molecular function: protein binding; GTPase activator activity. Gene Ontology annotation, cellular component: cytoplasm. Bases 33 to 2285 code for a protein of 750 amino acids. The record is from RefSeq and is a predicted model, not a curated record. The transcript is spliced from 16 exons.